AUGUCUAUGAAAGCUAUCGUCAAGUCCGUCAUUUCUGGCGAUUCUCUUGUUCUACGUGGACGCCCCGGCCCACAAGGUCAACCACCUAAGGAACGCAUAUUGCAUCUCGCCGAUAUCACUGCCCCGCGUCUCGGGACUCAGUCUCGUGAGGACGAGCCGUGGGCUUUCGAGUCGCGUGAAUUCCUUCGCUCGCUAUGCGUCGGCAAGGAAGUCUCCUUCACAUCAAUACACUCGCUUCCACCUGGCACAGACGACAUUCCGCGUGACCUUGGGAAUGCCACGCUCGCUCCACCUGCGCCCCAAAAUGGCCAGGCGCCCGGAGCUCCUAUAGAUAUCGCUACAGAAUUGCUCAAGUCUGGUUGGGCGAAGACGAAGGAGAGCAAACGCGAGCCGACAGAGGAAGACGACAAAAGGAAAGCCUUCGAGGAAGAUGCUCGGGCUGGCGGGCGUGGGAUUUGGAAUCCACAAGGACCGAAGACGAGAGAAGUGCAUUAUAAUAUGCCGCAGGAUUCUCAGGCAUUCCUACAGGAGUGGAAAGGGAAAUCAAUAGACGCAAUCGUUGAGUCGGUCCGGGAUGGAUCCACAGUGCGCUUACGGUUAUUGAUGCCUGAUGGCGACCAUCAAUUUGUGAAUGUCGCGCUUGCUGGAGUACGCUGUCCGCGGGUCUCUGGUAAGCAAGGCGAAGCGUCCGAGCAGUGGGGCGACGAGGCGAGGUUCUUUACCGAAUCACGAUUAUUGCAAAGACCCGUUCGCGUACAAUUGCUAUCCCUGCCCGCCCCAACUGCAACACCAUUCCAAUCUACUGCUAAUGGUACCCCGCCUCCAUCUGCUAGCAUAUUCAUCGGGAACGUCCUUCAUCCUGCUGGAAAUGUUGCUGAACAUCUUGUCGCCAACGGCCUUGCACGAGUCGUAGACUGGCACGCAGGGAUGCUCGCCGCGGGUGGUGGCAUGGAACGACUCCGAGCAGCCGAAAGGUCGGCGAAGGAGAAGCGUUCAUGUCUAUAUGCGUCUACUCCUGUUGCAUCCGGCGCUGGCGCACGUAUAAAUGGUGCAGCAAGCACGAGCAGUUCUGUUCGCGAUUUCGAUGCACUUGUAGUGCGCGUAUGGAGUGGUGACCAGGUAUCGGUUGUACCAAAGGAGGGUGGAAAGGAGCGCAGAUUACAGCUCAGUUCCACACGUGCGCCAAAGGCCACUGAUCCGAAGCAGGCUUUCUAUGCGGCGGAAGCUCGAGAAUUCUUGCGUAAAAAACUCAUCGGCAAAACUGUCAAAGUACACAUCGAUUUUAUUAGGCCGAAAGAGGGUGAAUUUGAAGAACGAGAAUGCGUAACGAUUCGGUAUGGUGGAACUCAGGCGAACGUCGCCGAGCAGCUUAUUGAAAAGGGUCUUGCGACUGCAGUACGUCAUAGACGUGAUGAUGAGGACCGAUCUUCCGAUUACGACAAGCUCAUGGCUGCGGAACAAGCGUGCGCCGCAUUCUCUUGCCUUUUCUGCUUUGAUUUUUACGAGCUUAACAUGCUUAGUGCCGCCGAGGAGGGACGAGGGCUGCACUCUGGGAAGGAGCAGGCUCCGCCUAAAGCGCCCAUGAAUGUAUCCGAGUCGUCUGUUCGAGCAAAUUCUCACCUUUCGGGCUACAAACGCUUAGGACGCAUGCCAGCUGUUGUGGACUACGUUGCAUCCGGAUCGCGUUUCAAAAUAUUACUUCCGAAAGACAAUCAGUCUAUUACUCUCGUUCUUGGCGGAAUACGUGCACCGCGAACGGCACGCAACGCUAACGAGAAGGGCGAGCCGUUCGGAGCAGAGGCUGCUGAGUUCGCAACACGUCGAUACAUGCAGCGCGAUGUUGAGAUUGAGAUUGAUACAGUCGAUAAAAGUGGAGGAUUCAUCGGCGCGCUGUAUCUCAACAAGACUGAAAACGCUGCAAUUACCCUGAUUCGCGAAGGCUUAGCGAGUGUCCAUGGUUUCUCUGCCGAUACCUUGCCUUGGGCUAAGCAACUCUACGAUGCAGAGGAGGAAGCCAAACAAAAUAAAAGUGGUCUGUGGAAAGAUUACGAUGCAGAUGCCGAGGCUGCUGCUCAGGAGGAGGCAAGCAAAUCCGAAUAUGUGCAAGCUCUGAAGACGGAAUAUCUGGACAUCAUUAUUAGUGACGUUCGCACGAAUAACGGAUUAACGUUCUCAAUACAAGUCCUCAAUACAGAAGGUAUUGCGGCACUAGAGAAACUCAUGCAGGAUUUCUCGUUACAUCAUCGAGCUGCACAAGGUCCCGCCAACUUCAUUCCAAAAGGCGGUGACCUCGUCUCGGCAAAAUUCUCUGACGGAUCAUGGUAUCGUGCAAAAGUCAGACGGUCAUCGCCGGUGAAGAAAGAGGCAGAAGUGACAUUUAUUGAUUACGGGAACCAAAGCAAUGUGCCGUUCAAGGAUGUCCGUCCGUUAGAUCCAAAAUUCCGCUCGUUGCCCGGUCAAGCGCAAGAUGCUCGUCUUAGCUUCGUAAAACUUGUAGACCCAAAUAGCGAGUACUAUCAAGAAGCAGUGGACCGUUUCCGAAGUUUAUGCGAGGGUCGCAAGUUAAUAGCAAACGUUGACUUCAGAGAAGGUACCCUCUUACACCUUCGUCUUAUCGACCCGAGCGAUCCGAACGCGGCGAACGAUUCGACUGCCUGCAUAAAUGCUGACCUCGUACGUGAAGGCCUUGCUUCGGUUGACCGGAAGGGGUGUAAAUACCUUCCGGCGUAUCCGUCAGUUCUGAAGAGACUGCAUGAUGCCGUUGCGGGAGCAAAGAAAGACCGGCUAGGGAUGUUCGAGUUCGGAGACGUUGAGGAAGACGAUGAUGCGUGAACGUCGGGAAUGGUGAAAUUGGUGGUAUGGAUUAAUUGCGUCGUUUGAGUCAGAUUUUGCUGGUGAUGUUACUUGCUGGACUGGUACUUGCUUAACAAUGAUACAGCGUCG
Fomitiporia mediterranea MF3/22 is the source of this 2943-nucleotide messenger RNA. Its product is annotated as transcription factor. The coding region runs from base 1 to 2832 and encodes 943 amino acids. Gene Ontology annotation, biological process: mRNA catabolic process; regulatory ncRNA-mediated gene silencing. Gene Ontology annotation, cellular component: nucleus; cytosol; RISC complex. Gene Ontology annotation, molecular function: RNA binding; nuclease activity. NCBI's taxonomy places the organism in Eukaryota, Fungi, Basidiomycota, Agaricomycetes, Hymenochaetales, Hymenochaetaceae. The record is from RefSeq and is a predicted model, not a curated record. The transcript has 19 exons.